GGAGUUUGUUGUCUCCAUCGAAAUAAAUUAUUCCCAAUACUUUCCGUAAUAAAAUUUUCUGCUUUAGCCAUGAAGAGAGAAAGAGAAAAUGGGCAGAUGGUGGAGCAAUUAGCCAUGGCGAACUGCUUAAUGUUGCUCUCUCACAGCAUUGAAGCCAAGCAGAAAAAGCUUCCGGCAAUGGAGGUUUACGAGUGCAAGACAUGCAAUCGUCAGUUCCCGUCGUUUCAAGCUCUGGGAGGCCACCGAGCAAGCCACAAACGGCCGAGAUCAAUGGGAGGAGAUAAGACCGACGGUGAGAAAAAACCAAAACUGCAUGAGUGUUCGAUAUGUGGACAAGAGUUCCCUUUGGGGCAAGCAUUAGGGGGUCACAUGAGGCGCCACAGAACCGCCAACAUGGCUGAAAGUGCUGUCGUUUCGAAGUUGCCGAUGCUGGUGAGAUCAAAUAGCAGGAGGAUUUUCGGGUUGGACUUGAAUUUGACUCCGUUAGAGAAUGACUUGGAGUUCUUGUUCGGGAACAAGGCCCCUAAGAUAGAUCUGUUGAUUUGAUUUUUGUUAUAUUUUUUUUUUUUCUAAUUAGAGACAUUUUUUCAUUCAUUUAUUUCAUGUACAAGAUGUUGAGAUUUCACUUUUUUUUUUUUUUUUUUUAUGAUUAAUGUAAAGAUUUAACUAUUUUAUUUUUUUGGUAAAUCAAUAUUUUUGAGUUGUUACUUUGACUUUUCACAAUUAUUACUCAUAACGUGUUGCUCACUAUGAGCAUUCAUUCU
Molecule: messenger RNA, 764 nt
Organism: Mangifera indica (mango)
Lineage: Eukaryota; Viridiplantae; Streptophyta; Magnoliopsida; Sapindales; Anacardiaceae
Product: zinc finger protein ZAT11-like
Exons: 1
Coding region: 70-546 (158 amino acids)
Source: RefSeq, a predicted model, not a curated record